Molecule: messenger RNA, 777 nt
Organism: Scheffersomyces stipitis CBS 6054
Lineage: Eukaryota; Fungi; Ascomycota; Pichiomycetes; Serinales; Debaryomycetaceae
Gene: ARF2
Product: Arf family GTPase
Exons: 1
Coding region: 127-672 (181 amino acids)
Biological process (GO): vesicle-mediated transport; intracellular protein transport
Cellular component (GO): cytoplasm; plasma membrane
Molecular function (GO): GTP binding; GTPase activity
Source: RefSeq, a predicted model, not a curated record
UGUCAGCGUCUAUUUGGUAGCAACCGUCUCUAGAAAACGCCCGUAGCCAUCACGUUUCAGCCGUAGACCGUCUGUUUGUUUUCAAAUCCAUUUUCCAUCUUUUCAUACCUUAAAACAAUCACAGCCAUGGGUUUGUCUUUCUCCAAGUUGUUUUCCAACCUCUUUGGCAACAAAGAGAUGAGAAUCUUGAUGGUCGGUUUGGAUGCCGCCGGUAAGACCACCAUAUUGUACAAAUUGAAGUUGGGAGAAAUCGUCACCACCAUCCCCACCAUUGGCUUCAACGUCGAAACUGUAGAGUACAAGAACAUCUCCUUCACCGUCUGGGAUGUCGGUGGACAGGACAAGAUCAGACCUUUGUGGAGAUACUACUUCCAAAACACACAAGGUAUCAUCUUCGUUGUCGACUCCAACGAUAGAGACCGUAUCGCCGAAGCCAGAGAAGAAUUGCAGCAAAUGUUGAAUGAAGACGAGUUGAGAGACGCCUUGUUGUUGGUGUUCGCUAACAAGCAAGAUUUGCCCAACGCCAUGAACGCCGCCGAGAUCACCGAGAAGUUAGGCUUGCACUCCAUCCGCCAAAGACCUUGGUACAUCCAGGCCACCUGUGCCACCACCGGUGACGGUUUGUACGAGGGUUUGGAAUGGUUAUCCACUAACUUGAAGAACUCGUCGUAGAUAGUUGUAGUAGAAAAGGCAUUUCCAACAGCGUAAAAGUGUUCAAUUCGCCGCGGGCUCUGCCUGCUAUAUAUCAGUAUACAUGUAAUGCUAUUAUAUAAUUAG